Molecule: messenger RNA, 1627 nt
Organism: Ilex paraguariensis (yerba mate)
Lineage: Eukaryota; Viridiplantae; Streptophyta; Magnoliopsida; Aquifoliales; Aquifoliaceae
Source: the annotation of a GenBank genome assembly
GUAGAGACUCUUGGAUGACCCUUACUCCAAGGUGGUAGAGGAAGCUCUUGGAUGACCCUUACUCCAAGGUGGUAGAGGAGACUCUUGGAUGACCAUGCAUGUUCCCCUGCAACUCCUUGAUCUUGAUAAGGUUAUCCGGGUGUAGACUCCUUUGGGCUUGACUAGUUGGAUCUCUUGACAUUGGACCUUUAGCUCGAACCAGGCUUGUAACAUGGGUUGAGCCUGGCCCAUCAGUUAUGAUGAUCAUACAACAGCAUGAACAACAACAUCAGUUGUUGCUAUUUAUCCUAUGAAAGUAUGAUUUUUGCUCAAUAUCUGCAUACUACUGUGUUUCUUCUCUCCAUGAUUGAUUGUGCAAAGUGCUUUCUCAUCUUGGGUAUAAAAAGUUCUGCUAAUUGGUAAAAAUUACUUGUUCAUAUCUUGAACACUGUUCUCUGUGGAAAUUCUAUUUUGGCAGCUUUUGUGAUUUCUGCAAAACCAGGUGUUGCUUAUAUUCAUUGUGUGAGUAGGGUGAGGCAUCAUCUCAUACUUCAGAAAUCAUUACAAUUUUUCAGGAAUCAUGACUUCUUUUCCAUUGAAAGUGAAGAAAUUCAUAGCAACCUUUGGAAAUACUUCCAGCAGAUCAUUUGAAAGUCACCAAGCAUUGCUAGUCAGUAAAUUUAUGCAUAUGGAGCUGGAUAAAAUUAAGUUCUAUAUGCCAGGCCAAACUUGUGAUCUUGCUCAAAUGCGACCAGCUUCUGACACCAUGUCAGACCCCUUUGCUUCCCAUCAGGCAAUAGUUCUCACCAGAUUCCCGGCAUUGGCACUUAUUUUCACUAAUGCCUUGAUUUUAUCUACACCUUUAGAAGCUCUGGCAGAAACAUGCGAGGUCAAUAAAUCAGUUUUUGACAUGCCCUUGCUGCUAUUUGUUGCUCUUGUAGGAGCAACUGUUGGAGGAUUGCUUGCACGACAGAGGAGAGCAGAAUUGGAACGGCUGAAUGAACAGCUGCGCCAGAUCAAUGCAGCUCUGAGAAGGCAAGCUAAGAUUGAAUCUUAUGCACCCAGUUUGAGUUAUGCUCCUGUUGGUGGUAGGAUACCCGAAAAUGAGGUAAUUGUUGAUCCAAGGAAGCACGAGUUAAUUGCUCGCCUAAAAAAUGGGAAGAAUUUUCUGAGAAAUCAAGACCCAGAGAAGGCUCUCUUGGAAUUUAAGACAGCUCUUGAGCUUGCUCAGAAUCUAAAGGAUCCAACAGAGGAGAAGAAGGCUGCUAGGGGUGUAGGAGCCUCGCUGCAAAGGCAGGGUAAUUACCGGGAAGCCAUUAAAUACCACUCUAUGGUUUUGGCAAUUUCAAAAAGAGAAGGAGAGGAUUCUGGAAACACAGAAGCUUAUGGAGCAAUAGCUGAUUGUUAUACUGAGCUUGGAGAUCUGGAGCGAGCUGGGAAAUUCUAUGACCAGUAUAUUGCAAGGAUCAAUUCUCUCCAAAAGCUGCUUUUCACAAGUAACAGAAGUAAGAGGUUUAGGUGGCAGCAAAACUCACACCAAGAUGCAUGCAAUUAUGGUAUAAAAGUAAUUAGAUCAUUAGGUAGUACACUCCAUGUGUUCAGCCUCAAGUUUUUUGAGGUCAGAAGGAGUCUCUGUGGCAAAGUCUAA